AUGACCACGACAUGGCGGCUCCAUGAAAACCUCCUAUUCAACCCGCAGGUGGCCCAAGACGUACAACAAGCCCUGACAAAUUACUUAGCCGAGAACUUACCACAGGACACAUCCUCCCUCUUGACAUGGGAGGCCUACAAGUGUGUGAUUAGAGGGAUCCUUAUCUCACACUCCUCUGCCCUGAAAAAGGCACGGGAACACACGAUCCAAAAACUAACCGCCAAGAUAGGGACCCUAACACAGGCCCACAAACAAACACUAGAUGACACACUUCUCUGGGAACUCACAGCAGCCCGCGAAGAACUAGCACGGGUCCUGCGGCAAUCGUACACUAUGGCCCUCCAGCGCACUAAAUCUUUUUUCUACAUGGAAGGAGACAAGUGCGGCCGGUUGCUGGCCAGAAUGAUCAAUAAAAAACGUUCCAUGACAUAUAUUGCAAGCAUGCGCAACGCCGCAGGCCAACUACAUCACAAGCCAGACCAAAUUACUACAGCUGUAACACGCUUCUACACGGACCUUUACGCGACCCCCCCCCCCACACCCCUCGAGCAGACCCAAAACUGGGAGCAACCCGCAUGA
This is a messenger RNA of Pelobates cultripes (western spadefoot toad), 579 nucleotides long. The record is from the annotation of a GenBank genome assembly. Lineage: Eukaryota; Metazoa; Chordata; Amphibia; Anura; Pelobatidae.